GAGUGUCGGUGUGUGUGCGUGUGUGUGUGUGUGUGUGUGUGUGUGUGUGUGUGAGUGUGUGUGUGUGUGUGUGUGAGUGUGUGUGUGUGAGUUUGGUGCUGUUGUUAUUUUCCCGUCUCAGUCGUGCGAUGCCAUUCCUCCCGAAGGACGCCGAGCGGUUCGAUGGGCUGUCUCUCCUCUACUGGACGAUCAUGGGCCCGCACGGCAUCAACCGAGCCGUCCACCGGCUGGAGUUCUGCGACUGCAAGAAGGGACUCGGUGUGAAGAUAAUCGGAGGUUACCGAGAGAUGACAGGAGAAGAGUUCGGCAUCUACAUCAAGCGGGUGAUCGCCGGAGGGCUGGCAGCUCUAGACGGUCGACUUAAGUCAGGUGACCUGAUUCUGGACGUCGAUGACAUCAGUCUGAUCGGGGUGACCAAUGACAGGGCGGUGGAGAUCCUGAGGACCGCCUCGCUCUCUAAUCACAUGUCGCUGUUGAUCACCAGAGACGAUGAAUCCAGGAGGGAGUUCUCUGAGCUCAUGGAGAAGUACGGCUCUCAUCACUUCACGUCUUCAGGGAGAAUCUCACCCACUCAGCUCUCCACAGGGAAGAUGACGGACACGGCCUCCUCCUCCUCCUCCUCCCGGUCGGAGAGCCCUCAGCUCCUCAGUCCAAAGGAGGGGGCCACCUCGUACCCCCACGCCCCCCCCUCCUACGCCAUGCACACGCCCCCCCACGCCUUCAGCGACAGCGGCAUUCAGUUGAUUUGCAUCGCCAAGGCAACCGGCCCGGGGCUCGUCAUCAAGGGCGGAGCCAACCAUGCAGAAGGACCAAUGGUGUUCAUUCAGGAGAUAGUGCCUGGGGGAGACUCCCAGAAGGACGGCCGGCUGCAGGUGGGAGACCAGCUGGUGUCCAUCAACAAGGAGUCUCUGAUCGGCGUGACGUACGAGGAGGCGCGCAGCAUCCUGACGCGCACCAAGCUCAGACCGGACCCCACGGUGGAGGUGGCCUUCAUCAGGCAGAGGUACUCCUCCAGCUCCAGCAGCGGGCCCCACAGCCCCGUGUCCCUGCAGGGGUCCAGCUGUGGAGGUGGACCCCAGACCAGGGCCCAGGGGCCGGGCGUCGCCAAGAUCACCGCCAGCCGGAACCCGGCCUGCGAGACUCUGCCGGUGGUCAACGUCAGCCAGGUGCGAGUGUCUCCAGCCAGGAGCGAGCCGACGCGUGUCUCCUCCCCACCAGAGGGCAGCAUCGCGGACACCAGCCCCGAAUCGUCCAGCAGUCAGCAGCUUCUGCUCAGGAGGCGUUCCCUCAGCACCUGUCGGCUCAACCUGGAGAGACUGGAACAGGCUCUGGAUCUGCUCGGUCUGAAGCCCUCCGACGCUCAGCGACAGGCACUCCGGUCCAGACUCCCAGCGGACCGAUCCGGCACGGUGGCCUUCGCGGACCUCGAGCGCCACAUCGGGGAGUUGUUCAGGCCUCAGCUGGAGCAGCUGGCCGCCAGCCGGCCGCCGUUCACGUCCGACGACUUGUCCAGUUUGUUGGAGUCGCCCACCGACCGACGGCCGUCGGCCUCGGACUCUGAGGACCUGGAGGAGAUGGAGAGGCUGAGGAAGGAGCACAUCGAGGCUCUGAAGGAGGUCAAGAGGCUGCAGGAGCAGCUGGUCGAGUCUCAGAGAGUUCACCAUCAGAUGGAGGAGGAGUUUAACCAGGUCAAACAGGGCGUGAAGCUCGAAGCAGAGGAGAGCCGGGCUCUGAGGAUUCGGAUCCAGCUGGCCGAGGAGGCUCAGAAGCAGGCAAGAGGGAUGGAGAUGGACUACGAGGAGGUGAUCCACCUGCUGGAGGCCGAGAUCGCCGAGCUGAAGACGCAGCGGGCGGAGCCACCGAGCGAGAAGGAUGAGAAGGACGAGCUGAAGAAGAAGGUCGCCGUCCUGGAGUGCCAACUACGGAAGAGCGAAGCGGCCAAAAAGGGUUUUGAGUUGUCGACGGGAAAGCUGUUGAGCUUUGUGGAGAACAUUCAAGAAUUUCUACUUGAGAGUCACGGACCAACAAAGAGCUACAGCUCCGGAGACGUUAAAGUGGGGGCGUCGUCUCAAGGCCUCCCCCCCCGCUACAAGAAGAGUCCCUGGACGGCGGCCACGCUCGCCCAGGAGGCGAAGGAGCUCACGAGGACUGUCAGAGCCAUCCUGGAGGUGGACUUGCUGACCUUCUAGAGGACCCGGCCGAGGCGUCUGCAGGACAUCAGCAGCCAACCCAAACCCUCUCCUCCCCGACACCUCCUCAUCUCCUCACCUCCUCAUCUCCUCAGUACCUGCUAGCAAUGGACUCUUGUCUUAAUGAAACAGUCAAUAAGCCACCCAACGGCGGUUUGAUUCCGGCGGUUUAACCUAAAUGACAUGCAUAAAGGUGCCAUCAUCAUUUAAAUGAAUAAUGUGUGUUUUAAUAGACGCUCGUCACUCUCUGAAACAACCAGUGGAUCUUUUGGAAGGAGAGCGCUGGUCAGUGGACGGACUCCUGGACAGUUUGAAGCUUUUGGAAGCACCUUAUUCAUUAUGGGAGGGAAUUGGCUCCAAAAUACAGGAAGCUAUCGUGGGCCUUUUGUCUUGAGAUCAAAGUGGAUGUUAUGAAUCCAUCUUCUAAAUUAACUUAUUGUCCUGUAUGUGACCGAGCUACCGAGCUAACGAGCUACCGAGCCAAACCAAUAGAACCAGACGGGAGGUGACUGUGUUAGUGGUGUUACUGGGCUCUCAUUUAUAAAACAUGUUUUACACAUUUAGGAUCCACACUAGAGAGAUUCUGACUCAUCCAAACUAUGAAUAUCAAUGCAGAUGACUCGUUAGCGUUGAUGAACAGAAAUGAGCCGGUCGUCCUCUCGUGAUCGUGCAUCCAUCCGGCAGCAUUAUGAGCAGGAUGGAUAUGAGACUGCCGACAGCACUGAGGACAUAUUGAGCCCAAUAUCAUUUGAGAUUUAUAUUGUAUUCAUAUGAGUUUAUAUCUUUCUUACGGAAUAGUUUAGCUGCUGGUUUUAAUGUGCAUUAUAAAGUUGAAACAAGUACAAAAUGUAAUAAAUCAUCACCGCCUGGGCUGCGUACAGGAGUGUUGUUACAGAUCAUGUGAUUUACAGAUGAAUGAGAACUGGUGCUCGAGUUAUGUAAACGGGCCGUAUUAAUGUCACAUAACAUUACCAUACCAGUUGACAUUUUUUUAAGUCUGAUAUUCCGAUUCUCUUACAAGAAGUAAUUUGAGAGCGACUCUUUUCUCCAACGUCCUGGGAAAAAUGUUUUCAAGCAACUGGAAAAAAGAACAGCAACUGUAAGCUUCUCAUAAAAACUACAUUUAACAACGGUCAUGAAGUAUCAGCCGGUCGGCGGUCGAUCAAUCUGUGCUCAGCACGUGAGCUCAGAACCACAGAGAGCAGAGCAUUGUGGGUAAAGCGAGCGAUGGACAGAACGUCCUUUAGAUUCACUCCACCUCAACAACACCUUCAUGUAGCACGCAAUACAAACCUUUCACAUCAUGUGGUUUCCACUUCCUGUCGAGAUACAAUAAUAGCUUAUAUGGAUACAACUGUAGCUUCCUGCCUGUGUUCAGCUUCGUGCUUCAGAUUAGCAACCAGACAAAGACAGACCACAGAAACAUGAGGCCCAAGGAAGAAGGCAGACAAUAGAGGAACCACAACGUUCAUGUUGGAAUGUGGCCAGUAAAGGACAGUUCUAGCCUAAGUGGACGCUUUAGAUGCUUUCAUUUGCUGUUUGUCCUGUAUUCUUUUUCUGAGUAAAUAUUCUGAAACAAACUUUUCAUGAGUUCUUCUUCUUCUGUGCAGAAGCUUGUUAUGAUUCCCUGAUUAUUUCAGAUUGUAGCAGCUGGAAGUCUAAAUAGAUCCCCUGGGCCUCGACUGAUAUACUAGAAUAAAAUGUAAAAGGUCUUUAUUCACUGUUAAGAUCAUUCAAGACAUUAAGUAUAUAUAUAGUGACAAGCGUAUCAUAGCAAUGUUUAGCAUUAGCAUUGUACUGUGCUAACGUUAGCUCCUCUAACAUUUUAGAAUUCUCUUUCAACAUCUCUGGGUGAUGAGUAUGACUAUUACGCAAUAUUUUACAUGAUGAGCUCCAAAUCCAUGAAACCGGUGAUGAGAGUCAGCAGAACGACGUUCAUGGGAUUGGCCAGUCUGCUUUCGAGGGGCGGGACUUAGCUUUGGGUCAAUUGGCUGAAUUAAGCUAAAGGUCGUCAGCAUAGAGAGAAACUCAACGUCCCAGUCCAGCUCUCAAAAUACCAGUGAGGUGGAAAGGGGAAAGCACAAUAUUUAAAAGUCUUUCAAUUAGUAUUAUACAUAUUUGCCAUCAUCUGGCAGGUCGAGGACCCGAGCUGCAUGCUGA
Cyclopterus lumpus (lumpfish) is the source of this 4349-nucleotide messenger RNA. It is a transcript of the gene stxbp4, whose product is annotated as syntaxin binding protein 4. The transcript is spliced from 21 exons. Gene Ontology annotation, biological process: regulation of insulin secretion involved in cellular response to glucose stimulus; insulin receptor signaling pathway. Gene Ontology annotation, molecular function: syntaxin binding. Gene Ontology annotation, cellular component: cytoplasmic vesicle. Lineage: Eukaryota; Metazoa; Chordata; Actinopteri; Perciformes; Cyclopteridae. The record is from RefSeq and is a predicted model, not a curated record. The coding region runs from base 129 to 2189 and encodes 686 amino acids.